Acipenser ruthenus (sterlet) is the source of this 6433-nucleotide messenger RNA. Its product is annotated as immunoglobulin-like and fibronectin type III domain-containing protein 1. Gene Ontology annotation, molecular function: protein binding. Bases 116 to 4765 code for a protein of 1549 amino acids. The record is from RefSeq and is a predicted model, not a curated record. Lineage: Eukaryota; Metazoa; Chordata; Actinopteri; Acipenseriformes; Acipenseridae. The transcript is spliced from 25 exons.
GAUAUCAGAGCCUGUCAGCAGCUGAGCAGGGGGAGCUGGGACUGAGAGAAGCCAGAGCUGAAGCAGCUCCUGAAGAAUAAUCUAUCCACUGAGUGUCCAGAACAGCUGAAUCAAAAUGAAGACAUCAAAAGUGACAAAUGGAACCGCCUCCGGGGAGGAAGGCCAUGUCACAAUAUUGAAUUCACAAGCAAGCGGCCCCAGGAAGGCUAGAGCUGGCACUAAAAGGAAAUCCAAAACAGCCGGGGUGAUGAUAACUCAGUUCACUGAAGAUAUCCCCAAAGGAUGCAGCACGCCGGACUUUGAGCGCAAACCCAUCCCCUUAACAAUACAAGAAGGUAAAACAGCCACAUUUAAAGCAGUGCCCAGUGGGGAACCCAAGCCUGAGGUGACCUGGAGGAGGGCUAAGGGAGAUAUGGAUGACCCUAAAAAGUUCAAAUUCACUUACGACAAAGCCCUGAAUGAGUACUGUUUACAGGUGAUCAAAGCUAACGGAGACGAUGCCGAUACCUAUAGAUGCUAUGCCAGCAAUGAGUACGGAGAGGCGGUGUGCUCUGUGACGCUGAUUAUUAUUGAACUUGGGCUUAAGAAGAAGUCUAAACCCAAGACUAAUAAAGAUGGAAGCAAGGACCCUACAGAGUUCAGAAAGCUGUUGAAGAAAAGGACUGGUGCCAGGGUCAAACAGGAGAAGAUGUCAGAGGAAAAGAUGUGGGAGCUCCUGAUGAGUGCAGAUAAGAAGGACUACGAGCGGAUCUGCAUGGAGUACGGCUACACAGACUUCCGCGGCAUGCUCAAAAAACUGACACAGAUGAAGAAGGAGAGAGAGGAAGAGCAGGCCAAGUACAUUGAUGCCAUCAGUAACCUAAGACAUAUCCAAGUAACCAGUGAAGGCUCGGCGGAGUUUGAAAUUGAGAUGGAGCUCAAAGAUCUCAACAGCAGGAUAUUUCUGUACAAGGAUGGGGUCAUGAUUCCUUUCAGCACCGAUAUGGAGAUGAAGCACAACCUGAAAAGGUGGGGCAAAAAGUACAUCUUCUCUAUCAACAGCCUAAUGCCAGAAGAUGCAGGGUUAUACCAGGUGGACGUGGAGGAUACCAAUGUCUUCUCCACUGACCUGCCGACAAAGUUUAUACCUGUGAACUUUGCGAGUCCUCUGAAGGAGGUGAAGUGCAAAGAGCGUGAUGACGUCAUGUUUGAGUGCAUUAUCACCCACCCCCUCCCCAGACUGGUCUGGAUGUUCAAGAACAAGCCCCUCGAGGCAGGGGAGAAGUUUCAGUUUGCAGUGUCGGAGGACAAGCUCACUCACAGGAUGGUGGUGAAGGACGUCAUGCCUGUAGACAAGGGUAUCUACUCAGUGGCGGCUGGCAUUCGUUCCUCUAGCGCCUGGCUCCUGGUGGAAACUGAAGAAAGCGUGGACCCGAGUAUCCAAGGCAAGAAGAAGCCAAAAAAAGGCCAGGCGAUUGAUAUAAAUGCAGGGCUUACGAACCAGCCAGUCGAUGGGAACCUUAAUAACUUCUUGAAGUCUCUCGGGGAUGGGUCUGGGUCUGGUGAUGGUGCAGGGUUAGGGUCUGGGGGCCAGAAUAGCACAGAUGGACUAGAUGGCAGUGGCGGAUUGAGAAAGGGGGGUGCUGGGAUGGGUGGCGAAGGGGGUUUAGGAGACGGGCAAGGUGGUCAAGGAGGAAUGGGAGAUGGGAAAGGAGAAAUGGGGGAUGGGAAAGGAGGAAUGGGGGGUGGGAAAGGAGGACAGGCGGGGUUAGGAGAUGGACAGGGUGGCCUUGGAGGCAAGGGUGGGCAGGGGAGGCUAGGAGAUGGAAAGGAUGGCCUUGGAGUCAAGGGUGGACAGGGGGGGCUAGGAGAUGGACAGGGUGGCCUUGGAGGCAAGGGUGGACAAGUGGGGCUAGGAGAUGGACAGGGUGGCCUUGGAGGCAAGGGUGGACAAGUGGGGCUAGGAGAUGGACAGGGCGGGCUAGGAGAUGGACAGGGCAGCCUUGGAGGGAAGGGUGGGCUAGGAGAUGGAAAGGGUGGCCUUGGAGGCAAGGGUGGACAGGGGGGGCUAGGAGAUGGACAGGGUGGCCUUGGAGGCAAGGGUGGGCAGGGGGGGCUAGGAGGCCUUGGGGAUGGCUCAGGUGCAAAUGCCAGGAGCGGGAUGGGUGAUGGUUCAGGCCUUGGCAAAGGAGGAGCUGGAGGUUUAGGUGUGGAUGGAACAGGCUCUGGGCUGGAUGGAUCUGGGUUAUCUGGAGAUGGGACAGGCCAGGGUGGUCUUGGGGGGUCUGGAGGCUCUGGAUCAGGAGGAAAGGAUGGAUCAGGCCUGGAUGGCAGCAGACCUUCAGAUGACCAGAACAGGAAAAACAGGCGAGCAGGACGCGGCCCACUGAUUGAAGAUACCAUCACCGAGCCGGUGGCCCAUUUCACCAGAGGUCUUUUUGAUAUCCAAGCUCGAAAGGGCCACUCAGCCGAGCUGGCUUGUACUUUGAGCAAUGCAGAGUCAGAUGGUACUUGGUUUAAAGAUGGUGUGAAACUGCAGUCCUGUGAAGGGUUGACCAUCUGUAAAGACGGCUCCGCCCACAAGCUGGUCUUCUCUAACGUCCAAGACUCAGACGCUGGAAAGUAUCGCUUUGAGGCUGAGGGACACAAAACUGAAUCACAUGUCGUUGUGGCAGACCCUCCGGAGAUUGACAUGGAAGAGCUGGCUCGACUGGCAAAGGAGCCCCUGGUGGUGAAGGCGGGGCAAAAUGCUGUGAUCAAGGUGCCUUUUGGGGGCCGGCCACCCAUCAAGGUGUCCUGGUACAAGGACGCAGACGAGCUGUCAGAAGACAACCGCACAGUCGUGGAGAAGGGGCCCAACCACACCCGCCUGCUCAUCGGCAAGUGCCAGCGCAAGGACUCCGGCGAGCUCAGACUCAAGCUGAAGAAUGAAAGUGGCACCAUUGAGGCUGUCACUAAGCUCAUUGUCCUAGACAAGCCUUCGCCCCCCCAGGGCCCAGUGGAAGUGCUGGACAGCUCCGCUAAUCGCAUCGAGAUCAAAUGGCGGCCCCCUCGGGACAACGGUGGGAAACCCAUUGAGAAGUAUACCCUGGAGAGGCAGCAGGUGGGACGCAACACCUGGAUGAAGAUGGGCGAAGUCCCUGGUGACACGACCACCUUCGCCACAGACAAGGUGGAGCACGGCAAGAAAUACUGCUUCCGAAUUCAGGCCACCAGCACUGAGGGGAUCAGCGAUGUCCUGGAGACUGACGACAUCACUGCCGGGACCAAAGCCUUCCCCGGACCUCCUGCCCCACCGAAGGUAGUUGCUACCUCUUGCAAAUCUAUCACUCUGUCCUGGUCUCCCCCGCACAACACCGGAGGCUCCCGAAUUGCUUGCUACAUCCUGGAAAAGCGGAAAAAGGGGAGCAGCAUCUGGUCAGCUGCCACAGAUGAGCCCAUUAAAGGCUUGAAGCACACAGUGAUUGAUGUUGUGGAAGGGUUGCAGUAUGAGUUCCGCGUGGCAGCGGUCAAUGUCUCUGGGACGGGCGAGCCCAGCGUCCCCUCUGACUUUGCCUUUGCCCGGGACCCCAUGAAGCCACCAGGCACGGUGAAAGACUUCAAAGUGACCGACUCGACAUACAGCACCCUGUCUCUGUCCUGGACCAAGCCCAGCACCGAUGAGGGCGAUGAGGCUAAGGGCUACUAUGUGGAAGUGAAGCCUGAGGACAGUGGCACCUGGCUGCGUUACAACUCGUCUCCCACCAACACCACCUCAUACACCCUCAAGGGGCUCAAGUCCAUGCAGAUGUACUUUGUGCGGGUGAUUGGUGUCAAUGACGGAGGGCUAGGGGAGCCCAAAGAACUGGAUAACUACAUCCUUGCUAUGCCACCACCAGUGAGACCGUGCUUCCACAAUGAAUCCAGCCUCAAGAGCUUCAUGGCGGUAAAGGCAGGCAACACUAUUCGGGUUAACAUUAACUUCGAGGCCUCCCCGAUUCCAGACGUGAUCUGGCUGAAAGAUGGCUCUUCCUUGUCCAAGCGAGCCACGAUCACCAACGCAGAUGGACUGUCCCAGCUCCUGAUCCCCACAUCCGAGCGCUCCGACUCAGGGGUCUACACCAUCAUGGUUAAGAACUACUUCGGCCAGGAGUGCUUCAGCUUUGAGAUUUGCGUUACAGACGACCCAAAGCCUCCAGGUCCGGUUGAGCUGGAUGAGAAGGUCCCGGGCACGGUGACAAUAUCCUGGGAGCCCUCUCCAGAUGAAAAGCGGGAUGAGAGGCUGCACUACCUGGUGAUGAAGCGGGAUUCCAGCAAACCGUCCUGGCACACGGUGGCAGACAACAUCUUCAACAACAAGUUCACAGCGGUCAUCGUGAGCGGCCGCCAGUAUUACUUCAGGGUCUUCGCCAAGAACGACAUGGGCAUCAGCAAAGCCUCCGACUCCCCGGCCUGGGGCAUCACCAAGCAAAAAGAAAAAUUUACAGUGAAGAUGCCCAACUACAAGCAGACUGAUCCAAGGCAGGCCCCAAAGUUUACCGUACGGCUGAAGAACCACACAGUGCCGCGUGGGUACCCGUGCAACAUGAGCUGUGCCGUGAAGGGCAACCCAGCACCAAUUGUCACCUGGUAUCGCAACAACAUCAGCAUCAUGGAGAACGCGCAGUACUACACUUCAAACAUCUGUGGAGUCUGCUCCAUGCUUAUCACCAACGUCAGCCCCAAAGACAGUGGCGAAUACAGCGCCAUAGCUGAGAAUUGCAUGGGCAGAGCUGAGUGCACCACCAGACUCAACGUUACAGAAUAAAACUGCAGCAGUACGGUAGAGAACUGGUCUGCUUCCUUUCUGCGCUCUCUUUUCUAACUAUACCAUUUCCCGAAAUUCCUGCAAAGCUUGAGUUUUCUGUAGAAAGAAGUAAUCAACUAAAUGCAAAUGAUUUAUGUAUAUAUUUUAACACUUGCUCAUGUGUGAUACUGUAUGUACAAUGUAAUAAAAUUAUGAAUUAGCCAUGCAUGUGUUGGAGGCGUGUGAAGUUUGGUUGCAGAUGAGACAGAUUUCAAUUGGCACCAUCUGUGCAUGAUAAGUAUAUGAUGAAGUAUUUACAAGCUGAUGAGUUCUCAAUAGUUAGGUAUUUCGUGCAUACAGGAAAUCUCUUGCAAGAGACUAUACAAAAUCUGCGUGCCUUACUGCAGUUGCUUUCUAGCAUUAAAUGCAUGACUAAAUUGUAUUUUUUUAACUUUACAUUUAUGAAAAUGUGCACAUAAAUUGUGCAAAAUGAGAAUAAUUUGGAGAUCUACAAUGAUCAUGAACCAUUUAUGGAUUUUUUCAGGUUUUACCUUUUUGACUCACAAGGAAUAAAGUUAACAGGUUCUUAAUCUGACUAGAUACCAGAACUAAACCUGAGUCUGACACUGUACCUUGGCACAUGCAAGUUCAGUUCUAUGCAUAUGUUUCCACUGUACUCUCUGUGGACACUUUUGGCUAUUUGCACUGCUGGCUUCAGUAGUGGAGGUGGCGUUUGGGGCUCCAGGUAGGUGAAUAGUAAACCAGGGGCACCACAAGCAAGUCUCUGGGCUGAGCCAUGGUAUCUAGAAAACAAAUGUGUCUUUUGCUUCAAAUUUUAAACACCUGGUAUGAUUGUCUUUACCUUUUGUUACAUACCCAUCAAAACAUACAUGUAAAGUGCUGAUUUAGGGGUCCCCGACUGGCUCACCUGGUAGAAGCACAGCCAUGUGGUGCGCAGGGUGAAUCAUACAACGCAGGUUCACGUCUUCGCUGGGGACUCCGAAGCGAGCGUCGCAUUGGCUCUGGCGCUCCCGUGGGUUAGGGAGGUAAAACCUGCAGGGACUGGUUCUCCUCAUCGUUCUACAGCAAACACUGCUGGCAGCCGCCCAGUGUGCUCCGAGCGGACACCUGCAGGGCUGGCCUUUGUCCUCCAGAGGUCAGUAGCUCGCUAACAUCCGCUUUCGAGUUCCUGGGUGAAACAGGAAGCUGGCUUGGUUGUGGGAUCGGAGGACGCCAACUGAAUCGUCGUGUUUCCUAAGCCAUGUGGGGAAUUGCUGCGGUGAGGAGAAAAGCGACUGAGCAUUCCAAACUGGGAGAAAAUCGGAGGAAAAAUUAUAAUUGGACACACUAAAUUAAAAAAAAAGAAAGUGCUGAUUUAACCACUAUAGCGGAAAUUGCAAACAAAUAUUUUUAAAUAUGCUUUGAGUUUUCAUAUAAUAUCAGAAUGAAUUUCUUUUGAAAUUAAUUGUGUUGUGUACAAUAUUUUGCUCACCUUUUUACGUAUUUAAUUUAUUAAUGCAUGUAAUUUUAUUUAUUUUUAGGAGCAGUUGAUCUAGAAUAGAUUCCAUCAGAUUGCAUCCCUGUUUUCUGUUUUUGUGCAGUGCCUGACAUCUGGAGUGACGCUUCUGAUUGUUAAACUUGGAUGUUGAUGAAUUAAACGACAGUACAUCGAUGACUUAUCAGUGCAAA